CCCCCGGCCUUCCUGCCAGAUCCCCGCCCAGACGCGCCCGCGGUGUCACAUGACACCCGCCCCGCCGCUGGCCAAUCCUCUUCCUCCCGGCGUCACGUGGACUCUCCUCGCUGUCACCUGCCUGUUGGCUUGUUCCGAGCUGGAGAAUCCGGAUAGCCGACGCGCCGGCGGGCGACUGAGGCGGGAAUGGCUGCUGUGCUGCAGCGCGUCGAGCGGCUGUCCAAUCGAGUCGUGCGUGUGUUGGGCUGUAACCCGGGUCCCAUGACCCUUCAGGGUACCAACACCUACCUAGUGGGGACCGGCCCCAGGAGAAUCCUCAUUGACACUGGUGAACCAGCAAUUCCAGAAUAUAUCAGCUGUUUAAAGCAGGCUCUAACUGAAUUUAAUACAGCAAUCCAGGAAAUUGUAGUGACUCACUGGCACCAAGAUCAUUCUGGAGGCAUAGGAGAUAUUUGUAAAAGCAUCAAUAAUGGCACUACCUAUUGCAUUAAAAAACUCCCAAGGAAUCCUCAGAGAGAAGAAAUUAUAGGAAAUGGAGGGCAACAGUAUGUUUAUCUGAAAGAUGGAGAUGUGAUUAAGACUGAGGGAGCCACUCUAAGAGUUCUGUAUACACCUGGCCACACUGAUGAUCAUAUGGCUCUACUCUUAGAAGAGGAAAAUGCUAUCUUUUCUGGAGAUUGCAUCCUAGGGGAAGGAACAACAGUAUUUGAAGACCUCUAUGAUUAUAUGAACUCUCUAAAAGAGUUAUUGAAAAUCAAAGCUGAUAUUAUAUAUCCAGGACAUGGCCCAGUAAUUCAUAAUGCUGAAGCUAAAAUUCAACAAUACAUUUCUCACAGAAAUAUUCGAGAACAGCAAAUUCUUACAUUACUUCGUGAAAACUUUGAGAAAUCAUUUACAGUAAUGGAGCUUGUCAAAAUUAUUUACAAGAAUACUCCUGAGAAUUUACAUAAAGUGGCUAAACAUAAUCUCUUGCUUCAUUUGAAAAAACUAGAAAAAGAAGGAAAAAUAUUUAGCAACACAGAUCCUGACAAGAAAUGGAAAGCUCAUCUUUAAUUUCAGAUUCAAGAAAGCUUGUUUUAUUUUGCUUUAAGAGAAUGGUAUGUUUUCUUAACUGUAGGUUAUUUAUAGAGAAUAUAAAAGUAUAAAACAUUAAAAAUCACCCUAGAUAUACUUUAAAAUAAUAUUUUGCUAAAAUACGUAAAUUACACUAUAUAGCCAUAUGAUAGGUUAUUUCUCUAACCUUGGUCUUAUAAUAUUUUACCAAAAAUUCAGACUCUAAUAGUUUAUCAGUUUUCAAUGGAUUAUGUAAAAUGGUUACUUUAAAAAUAAUAAAAUUUAUCUAAUUUAAACUUGA
Molecule: messenger RNA, 1354 nt
Organism: Saimiri boliviensis boliviensis (Bolivian squirrel monkey)
Lineage: Eukaryota; Metazoa; Chordata; Mammalia; Primates; Cebidae
Gene: LACTB2
Product: lactamase beta 2
Cellular component (GO): mitochondrial matrix
Molecular function (GO): RNA endonuclease activity; single-stranded RNA binding
Source: RefSeq, a predicted model, not a curated record